Lathyrus oleraceus (garden pea) is the source of this 1311-nucleotide messenger RNA. Its product is annotated as protein MAIN-LIKE 1. The transcript is spliced from 3 exons. Lineage: Eukaryota; Viridiplantae; Streptophyta; Magnoliopsida; Fabales; Fabaceae. The record is from RefSeq and is a predicted model, not a curated record. Gene Ontology annotation, biological process: meristem development; meristem maintenance. The coding region runs from base 214 to 1296 and encodes 360 amino acids.
ACGUUAGACCGGGGUGCAUCUUCAUCUGCAGCUGCAGCUGAGCCGACUGGAUAUCCAGGAGGGCCGUACGAUACAUCGCUUUUGGUGAAGUACGAGCAUCAUGUUGCUCGACAUAUAUGGUUCGGUGAGGAAAGAGGACCAAAGAAAGAGUUGAAGGUUGCCGAACAUGGACUGAAGUUGAAUUCUAGGGUUCCAUUGGCUCUUCCACCACAGAUGGAGAGUUGGGUAUCUAGAUCCGGUUUAGCUUCACUGCAGAGAACGAGUCUGAACAAGAUAGACACAAAUCUUGUCUCUGCAUUUGUGGAAAGAUGGCAUCUAGAGACAUCUUCAUUUCACAUGCCGUUUGGUGAAAUGAGCAUUACUUUAGAUGAUGUCGCAUGUCUACUUCACUUGCCCAUUAGGGGUAUCUUUUGGAGUCCUCAGGAUGUGACUGAAGAGCUAGCUGUUGAACUUGCUGUGGACUACCUAGGAGUGUCACAGAGUCAGGCACAGUCACAUGUUCGGAGCUGCAGGGGGUCGUAUUACAAGUUGGAGUGGUUAUAUGAUAUAUUCGUACAUCAUAGGGCUGCUUCCAGCUGGGCAUAUGCGACUAGAGCAUAUCUAUUGAUGUUGGUGGGUUCCACCAUAUUUGCUGAUAAGACAUUUACACUUGUAGAGGCACGAUACCUCCUCCUGUUUAGGGACUUGGAUGGAUGUUCAGGAUAUAGUUGGGGAGCAGCUGCACUAGUUACCCUCUACCGAUAUCUUGGAGAUGCGUCCAUGUACAGUUGCAAACAGCUAGGUGGAUAUCCUACUCUCCUACAGUGUUGGAUUCACGAGUAUUUUCCAACUGUUGGAAAAAGAGGGGAGAAUUGGAAUCCUGCUGGAAACUGUGGUCUUCCCCGAGCGAUGAGAUGGUCAUAUAGACAGGGAGUCCUGAAGGUCGAUGAUUUACGACCUAUUUUGGACGAGCUGACACCUACCGACGUCAUCUGGCAACCAUUUGAGGAUCAUAGAGCAUGGCGUGUAUUUGAUGAGAUAUGUCUUUACAGGGGCUGUUUGAAGUGGGGUGAAACAGUUGUUCCAUACUUGCCUGAUAGAUGUUUACGUCAGUUCGGGUAUAGACAGUAUGUUCCAUCCCCACCUCUGGAUUGUAUGAUGGCGACGGAUAUUGAUGUUGAUUGGAUCAGUUACCAUCAGAGUGUUGUCGAUGUGAUCGGUUCAUCUUCCGUGGCCACCACUCCAUCUGAGGUAGUAGACGGUUAUCUGGAGUGGUAUUAUCGUGUUUCCCAUCCACGGUUAUCUGAAGGUCGAUGAUUUACGACCUAUUUU